This is a messenger RNA of Protobothrops mucrosquamatus (brown spotted pit viper), 6978 nucleotides long. RefSeq names its product tetratricopeptide repeat domain 6 (gene TTC6). The record is from RefSeq and is a predicted model, not a curated record. NCBI's taxonomy places the organism in Eukaryota, Metazoa, Chordata, Lepidosauria, Squamata, Viperidae. The transcript is spliced from 39 exons. Bases 1 to 6813 code for a protein of 2270 amino acids. Gene Ontology annotation, molecular function: protein binding.
AUGGCUAGAAAACAUGAACAUUUUGGAUUAAGCUAUUUGGAAGAAUUGAAUAUAGUUAAGGAGCGUGAAAAUAUAUGUAAAGAAUCUAAGCAUGAAUUUAUGAAAUUUAAACAAGAAUUUACUUCUGACCAUGGAAAUGUAAACAAAGCUUUACAGGAAGUUACACCAUCAAGUCAGUCACUUCAGAUACAUUCUAAAACUAUAAGCCCCUUUCUAUGUUCUGAAAGCAAACAACUUUCUUCUGAGUUGGAUAUUUCUGGAAUCCAGAAAAAAGUAAGGAUUGCUUGUGAUGAAGAAGAAGAAACAAUUGAGAUUGAAGAUACUCCAAGUCAGCCAAAGAAAUCUUCUAAGAAGCAGAACCAUACUGAUGGUAAAAAAAAGGCCUUUCAUUCUGGAAAAGCCAUCCUAGAACAUAAAAGUGAGAGCCCAGGAGAUGAAGUUGAAAAAAUGCCAGUAUUAAUAGCCUCUUUCGUAGGAACCACCAAGCAGAUGACCAUAUUGAAAAAACCAGGACCACUGAAACCAAAAUCUCCAAAGAUUCCUUGUGCAAAAUUACGAUUUAAAGGUCAGUCAAAAGAUAGCCAUGCUAGUAGUAGUAAACCACUUGAACAAAAAAUACUGUCUCAGCAUAUAGUUCUUCCCACAGCAGGGACCAGCUCUGCAGACUUUGAUGAUACCUCUUCUGUGAUUUCCAGUGUACAUGAAAAAUCUAUGACUAUUUCUAAAGAAGACUCAGAAUCAAAUGUACCCAGUUGCUUAGAAAGAUCUUACAGUACAAAAGGCAGUGCUUCAUCUAGUAUUAAAUUUGCUCCAGCACAUCUGGAAGAAACCAUAUCUGAAAGUAGACUAGGUCUUUCAAAAUCACAUUUGAAAUCUUUUUCUUCAUACAGCAAGUCACAAGCAUCUCAUUCCAUUUCAAAGUUGCCUUCUGGAAUCGUUUCACGAUCUAUUGAUGAAAUAAUUGAAUCUUUAAAGUCUACUGUUCCCACUGAUUCAGACUUAAAGAUCAAAGAACUCUUGGAGAGUAUUCUUGGCCAGGAUUAUCUCAUAAAGAUUCAACAGUCAGCUAUCAGAAAAGAAAUGCAGCCAAAUGAACUGGAGUUACCAGCUGUACGAAUGGCACCAGUGGAAAGUGACAUUAUAAAAUUGAAGCCAUCUCACAUUAGAAAGGAUCGAUCUGUAUCUCCAUCUGCAUACCAAGGUAUACAACUGAUACCAGAAGAUUCAGAGCAAGAGAUAGCUGAGAGCUCCCAGGCAAGAUCCAUUUCCUACAGUGUGCAGCUGCAACCCUCUGAAAUGAGAGAACAUAUUGCUGGAAUUGAGGUUGCAAAUGGAGUAAUGCCAACAGCUACAGAAGAAUCAGAUUAUGUGUUUAAAACAGUUUCACCAGAGCAACAAAGCAUACAUGAAAGUGAAAAUUAUUCGUUUUCAGAGAUUGAAGAGACACCGGAGUCAAUUGUUGAAAGGUCAAAAGGUUUGCUGCAUGUCUCUACUGAAGAAAAAUUAGAAGACUUUGCGUCUUCAAGCAUGGGCUUGAUAAUACAAGGAAAAGCAUUUCCAAAGGCUAGACCUGUUGAAAUUCAGAAAAGUGUAGAAGAUCUUCAGUAUCAACAACCCGUAUCUCUCCUUUCUACAUGGACUACAAAGAUCAAAGAGGUGGAUUACCCACUUAUUCAUCUUCUAUGUACUACCUCUCCUGGAUUUGUAUUGCCCAGUAAUCUGCGGCUAGUUUCUAGAGUACAUCAUACUAUAGACAAAGCUGGUCAUGGUAUUUCAUUACCACCUAUUAAUUUUGACUGCCACAAUUCUGAAGGCCUAUUCCCAGUAACUGCUGCAUUUGAGGAACAAAUUUACAGAGAAAGCAGACUCAAAAAUGUCCAUUACAACUACAAUGAUGGUAAAAAAUGUGACAAAAUAUGCAUUGAGUCAUUAUUCAAACCCCUGAAUUUUGUACAUCCAUCUCGAUAUCAGAUGCAUGUAAUGAAACUUCAGCCUGGAUCUCUAAAAAUGUUUUGGACUCCAGCUCCCCAUAAAUUUUCGGCUCCUCUGUCUGUUAUGAAGGAAAUCUUGUUUUCCAAGUAUGAGAGCAAUUUGGUUCAUGGGGUAAUUUAUGAAGAUUUUUCUAUUGAUCUUCAAGAGAAAGAAAAGGCAGAAGAUGAAGAUGACGUUGACUAUUUAUUUUCUAAUAUUAGUGCAAAUGGAAGAUGUGGUUCCUUUCCAGAACUUGCUGCAAAGGAUGAAGAUAUUACACAUGAACAUUUGGUUAAAAGGCCAAACAGUGCACCGGAAUUGUCCUCAUACAGAGACAAAACACUUAUAAAGAUUUCUGCAAAUUUCAAAACUGUUAUGGAAGAGCUUGAUAUCAUGAGCAAACAUGUUCCUUUAACAAAACCUAAAGCUGAAACUUCUCCAGAAAAGGGUAGACAAAGUCCUACUGCUAACCUUUCUAAAAUUUGUUUUAGCCCUUCAAAACCACCGGUAGAUACAGAGAAAGUUUCUGAAACAAUUAUGGGAAAUACACUAAGACUCCCAAAAGGAAAUCUGUUUGAAGUAGAGCCUCCUGAAGGUCUCCUAGAUCAGACUGCUCUUGCUGAUAAAUGUCGAAAAGCUGGAAUUAACUACAUCAUUUUCCCAAAGAAAAAAAGAAAAUCGAAGAAAGUGGGGAAAAGUAUCACUCCCAAAGUCUUGGAUAGUAUAUUUCAAAAAUUAAAUGAACCUCCGAAGGUUCUUAAAAGGUUAAAGAGCCAGCCUUUGGCUUUAUGGUCAAAUAAUCCUCAUUUCAUAAGCACCAGUACUGCAACAGCAAAUAUAUUCUUCCUAUUGGUCUCCUUAGUAUGUUUCGGGCAGCUGCUCAUUUCUCUGAGUGAUCAGUCAGAUUCUUCAUUGUUUGCAGAGGAUAUUCAGAUCUCUGCUUGUGCCAUGGUCAGCCCUGAGGAAAAUAACCCAAUUCCGUUGCCCUCCGUAUUUCAAGCAGAAGGCAUACCAAAAGCAUACUUGGGGGCACCAGCCAGGCACUGGUACCACCAACAGACUCAGCACAGCAAAGAUCUAGGCAUUAAUCUCAAAACUCCAAGUAGCACCUUUGAUCUUAAUAGUCCCCCAUAUAAGCCACUCAGGGCCCAGUUCUAUGGUGUGGGACUCUUCCAUAAUGUAGUGAUUUUACUUUCUGUGUCCUCGCUAUUAUUGCCUGAUUCAGGGGCAUUUGUCACUUCACUUGAACUGGCAUUACAUACAGCAGACAAGUUCCCUAAGCAUAGGAAAUGCAUUCAGGUCCCUUCUGCUAUGAGAGGGAAGUCUGUGUCUCUGACUUUCCAGAAGCUUAAGAUGCAUAAUAAAUACUCUAUUAAAGUAUCUCGAGCAAUUCAACUUUAUAGAAGCCCUAGCCUCCCUUGUUUGUUAAACUUUGAAACAUUUGCCAAAAAACAGGGUAAAAGAUCUGAAGAUUCUGAUUAUCUAUGGACCAGGCUAUUGUGGAAUAAAUGGUUUGAGGAGCGGUUUGUUCCCAUUAUCAAAACCACUGAAGAUAAACAGAUGUUAGGCAAACAUCUUUUGGAACAGAAAAUAGAGGAUGCUGCAAAAGAAAAAGAAUUACCAAACUAUGUGAAUCCUUUUCUAUUUGAUGGCAAAAAAGAAGAACUUGCACAGUGUGAGCGUGAGAUUGAGAGAAUAACCCAAGAGAUAAAUACAGGAUGUGCUACAGCAUUUAACUAUUGUCGUCGUGGAGCAAUAUACAGAAAGAUUGGAAAAAUGCAAUCAGCUUUGGAUGACUUAGAAAAAGUUUGUUUAAAGCAAAUACUUUGCUUACUUCUUAGUUUUCAGGGACCAGCUCUUGUGGCAUUUUGGCUACUCCAUCUGCAGUGCUCCAAACAAGUACCUUUUCAGCUUCUACCAGAUUUCAGUAGGACAUACAGGCUAAUAGCAAGUGAAGCUGGGCAAUGCGGGGGUUUCUCUGAUCCAAAAUCCAGCUGCAAACAUUGUUUGAAAGGAGGAUACAAUGCUUAUUUGUCGAGAGCUCAGAUAUAUAGAAAACAGGGGAAAAAUCACUUGGCAAUGAUAAAUUACACUUUGGCACUGAGAUAUAGACCCACAGAUCCUGAAAUAUAUUACAAGAGAGGUGAAGUCCAUGAAGAAGAGGGUGAAUUAAUACUGGCAAUGGAAGACUAUUCAAAGUGCCUUUACUAUGAUCCGCAAAGUGUUGAUGCAUGUAUGAAACAUGGAAUAUAUUAUUUUAACAAAUCAAAUUGGACUGUAGCUAUGAAUAAUUUUACAACUGUGAUUAAAAAAGAUCCAAAACAUGCAGAGGCAAGAACCUACAGAGCCAGAAUAUAUAUUAAGCAAGAGCAAUAUAAAAAUGCAGCUGAAGAUUUAUCUGCUGCAAUUCAUUUGAAUCCCCGUAACUGGAUUGCAUUCUAUUACAGAGGUUGUAUUUUGAGGAAAAUUGAUCCAAAACAAUCCCUACAGGACUUAAGUGUUUCUGUCCUUCUCAAUCACAAAUAUGACAAUAUUGGUGCUUACCUUCAUCGUGGGAUCUUGUAUGCAGAAUUGAAACAGUGGCCCCUGGCCAUCUGUGAUUUUGAAAAUGCAAUUGCUUUGGACAGGAGUCUUACAACACCUUAUAUAAAUAUUGGAUUGAUUACGAUGUUGCAUUCAGAUCAGUAUUUUGAUGCUAUUCUACGGUUCACUGAAGCCAUUCGGGUUGAUCCAUUAGAUGUUAGACCUUAUCUGUGCAGGGCUCAAGCUUACCAAAAGGUUCAUGAUUUAAGGAAUUCAGUUAAAGAUAUAAAUAGAGCUAUUCAUCUCCAUCCCAAUUUACCCCAUUUAUUCUUAACAAGGGGACAGUAUUUACUACAAAUGAAGCAUUUUAAGCUUGCAAGUUUCUGUAUACACCAAGUGGCAGAAAUGGACAAAGGUACAGCUCUUUCAAAUGGUCUUAAGCAUAUUUACAUGGGAAUAAAAAUUACAUUGAAAGAACAUACUAUGAAUAUGUGCUUGAUGUAUGGUUUGCAGAACUAUUGUGCAAGAUCGCUUGGAUGUUCACUUGUUCAAGAAGCACUUGUGCAGUCAUUUUGUCAAAACUAUAACAAGGCUAUUGAGUGUGCAAUUGCAGCCACGAGAAACCAACCUGAGCCAGCUUUGUAUAAUCUACUUGGAAAAAUCCAGAUGAAAGCCAAAAAAUUCAAGGAUGCUCUUUCCAGUCUUAAUGAGGCUUUGAUGCUGCUAGCUGGCACUGACAAAUGUCUUCCUAAUACCUUUGAGUCUGCAGAAUUAUAUUUUUUAAUGGGCCAGUGCUACAUGGAGCAAGUUUUUCUAUUAGAGGCCUGCGAUGCUUUUACUUCUGCUGUCAGGCUAUAUCCACGAUAUGCAGAUGCAUUUUAUCAGCGAGGGCUUUGCAGAAUGCAGCUCCAACAAGCUAAAUGCAUCUUAGAUUUUAACAAAACACUUGCUAUUGUACCAAGGCAUUUUCAGGCUUACAUAAGUCGUGCUGCUUACUACGGUAGCAAAGGAAGAUACUCUAAAGCAAUAAUGAAUUGCACUGAAGCCCUCAAAAUUGAGCCCUGUAGUGUGAGAGGGUAUCUUUACAGAGGAGUACUGAAAUUUUACAACAGGACUUACAAGCAUGCUGUUGAAGAUUUAACUAAAGCUAUAAAAUUAGAUAAGAUGUGCACUUUGGCAUAUUAUAACAGAGCAAUUGCGUUUCAACAAUUGAAGGACUACGAACAUAGUUUGAUAGAUUAUGAGACUGUUCUUCGUCUUGAAACAAACAAGGACAUUGUCUUGAAAGUGCUGAAAAAUCGUGCUCUGGUUUAUAUAGAAAUGAAACGCUAUGAUUAUGCAUUAAAGGACUUUGCAGAAGUGGCAAUGAUUGAACAAAAAAACACAGAAUUAUUGAAUGCUAUUGGACUUUGCUAUCACAGACUUCAGAAAUACGAAGAAGCUGUGGAAUCAUUUUCUAAAGUUCUUAAACUCAAUCCCUUUGUUUUGGAUGCCUACAUUGGUCGAGGAAAUGCAUACCUGGAAUAUGGUCAUAGCAAAGGCACUAGACAAGCCCUAAAGGAUUUCUUGACAGCAGUGCAUAUCAAUCCAGUGUGCAUAAAGGCUAGACUUUGCUUAGGAUACAGUUUGCAGGCUCUUGGAAAAUUUCAGAAAGCCUGGACUCAGUUUUCAGCAGCCAUUCAUUGUGAUCCUAGCUGUCACAUUGCUUAUGAUGGACGUGCUAUAGUCUGUCUACAGAUGGGGGACAUUUUUGCUGCUUUUCAAGAUACAAAUGCUGCACUAAAGAUAAUCACUAACGCAGAAUUGCUUACAAAUCGAGGUGUGAUUAAUCAGUUCAUGGGAUAUUUAAACUGUGCUAUACGUGACUAUCAGCAGGCUAUCACCAUUGACCCCAAUUAUGCUUUAGCCUAUUUCAAUGCAGCAAAUGUCUACUUUUUAAACAAGCAAUUCUCACAGGCAAAUGACUAUUAUGACAAGGCCAUAGAACUUGAUCCCCAAAAUGAAUCUGCUUUCCUGAAUCGAGCUAUUACAAAUACGCUCUUAAAAAAAUUUGAAGAAGCAAAAACAGAUUUUGAGAAGGCAAUUUCCUUGUCUCCUUUGUCUGCAGCAAUAUAUUUUAACAAGGCAAAUCUCUACAGCAUGUUACAACAAUAUGAGCAAGCUGAGGAAGACAUUUCAAAAGCCCUUUCAAUUCAACCUUAUGAUGCCUUGAUGUAUAAGCUCAGAGCUGAUAUUCGUGGCAAAAUGGGAUUAAUUCAAGAAGCAAUUGCUGAUUACAAGAAAGCCAUCAGCAUCCAAGAGCUAAUCAACAGCAAUUGAAAAGAUGAACACUAAAAAAUAUUUAUAGUACUAUUUAAAACUGGAUAACAUUUUCUACUGGUAUAGAUAGCUUGCACUAGUGUUUUGUACUUAUCACAGUUUUAAAAUACAUACAUUUCAGUACUUAAUUGCAGAACUUGACAAGAAGCAUUAAAUAAAGCAAAG